This is a messenger RNA of Cuscuta europaea, 3902 nucleotides long. NCBI's taxonomy places the organism in Eukaryota, Viridiplantae, Streptophyta, Magnoliopsida, Solanales, Convolvulaceae. The record is from the annotation of a GenBank genome assembly.
CAGUUCUGGUGGGAUUCAAUCUCCCAUUCUUAUAUGGUUAUAAAUUUAUUUUCAUAAUUUACGCGAUCACGAUCUCUUUAUUUCAUUCUGCUACACUCCUCAGUUGACGGAAAAAUAUACCUUCUCCUUCUUCACCGGAGAAUUUCAUCGAUGCGAAGCCUAAAUAGAGCUUGACCCCCUGCCUUUUUGUAACGAACAAACUGCAAUUUUGUUUGCUCGUGAAUGGAUAAAGAGGAAGUUGAUAUAGAGGAUGCCGCGGCGGCCAAUUCCGAGAACCACGACGGCCGGGUUGAGGAUUAUGAUGACGCCGCCGCGGGGACUAUCCGAGAACCGCUGCUUCAUUACAAUAACAGAGUCAACAACACCUCGCAGAUUGCCAUAAUCGGAGCCAACACAUGCCCAAUCGAAAGUCUCGAUUACGAGAUUCUUGAAAACGACUUGAUUAAGCAGGAUUGGAGGUCAAGGAAGAAGGUUCAGAUAUUCCAAUACAUAUUUCUCAAAUGGACAUUUGCAUUUCUCAUUGGAUUACUUACAGGGCUUGUUGCUUUUUUCAAUAACCUCGCAGUCGAGAAUAUUGCUGGGUUCAAACUUGUACUUAGCAAUGACUUAAUGCUCAAGGGAAAGUAUUUUCGGGCUUUUGCUGCAUUGUCCGGUUGCAAUCUUGUUCUAGCCGUUUGUGCUGCAUCCCUGUGCGCGUUUAUUUCACCUGCUGCUGCUGGAUCUGGUAUUCCUGAAGUUAAAGCAUAUCUCAAUGGUGUCGAUGCUCAUUCUAUUUUGGCUCCUAGUACCCUUCUUGUCAAGAUUUUUGGUUCCAUCUUUGGUGUUGCUGCUGGAUUUGUCGUGGGAAAAGAAGGACCCAUGGUUCAUACGGGUGCUUGCAUUGCAAACUUACUUGGACAGGGAGGUUCUCGCAAGUAUCAUUUGACCUGGAAAUGGCUAAGGCUCUUCAAAAACGACAGGGACCGCAGGGAUUUAAUCACAUGUGGAGCUGCUGCUGGUGUGGCAGGUGCCUUCCGUGCCCCAGUUGGAGGUGUCCUUUUUGCCCUUGAAGAAGCUGCCUCGUGGUGGCGGAGUGCACUUCUAUGGAGGACAUUUUUCACAACUGCUGUAGUGGCUGUGGUCCUGAGAUCCUUUAUGCAAUUUUGCCGGUCUGGGAAGUGUGGACUAUUUGGGCAAGGGGGUCUAAUCAUGUUUGAUACUAGUUCAACAGUGCCUAAUUAUAACACCACAGAUCUUCUGGCAGUUAUAUUAAUUGGAGUCCUGGGUGGUCUUUUAGGGAGCUUAUACAACUAUCUUGUGGACAAGGUUCUUCGACUAUACAGCAUCAUCAAUGAAAAAGGUCCAGGUUUCAAGAUAUUGCUUGUCAUGACAAUUUCCAUCCUGACUUCUUGUUGUUCCUUUGGAAUCCCUUGGUUGGCAAAGUGCAGACCUUGUCCUCCAGGGUCAGAGGGUGUCUGUCCUACCAAAGGUCAAACAGGGAACUACAAGAAUUUCCAGUGUCCACCUGGGCAGUACAAUAACCUCGCUUCCCUCUUUCUAAACACCAACGACGAUGCCAUACGCAAUUUGUUCAGCCCACGUGAUGAGGAUGAGUUUUUCAUCUCAACUCUUUUUAUCUUUUUCGCCGUAGUUUACUUCCUCGGGAUUGUCACUUAUGGAAUUGCCAUUCCGUCUGGACUAUUCAUUCCUGUCAUCCUAGCUGGCGCCUCAUAUGGUCGAAUUGUUGGGACCUUCUUGAGCUCUGUCUCCAAUCUAGGCACCAGUCUCUUUGCACUUCUCGGUUCUGCCUCCUUUCUCGGUGGGACCAUGAGGAUGACAGUGUCACUAUGCGUCAUUCUCCUUGAACUGACUAAUGAUCUCUUAAUGCUCCCCCUAAUGAUGCUAGUUCUGCUCAUAUCAAAAACAGUGGCUGAUUGUUUUAACAAAGGGGUGUAUGACCAAAUUGUGACGAUGAAGGGCUUGCCUUUCAUGGAAGCUCACGCGGAACCAUACAUGAAACAUUUGGUUGCCGGAGAUGUUUGCUCCGGACCGUUAAUAACCUUUUCCGGUGUCGAGAAAGUGGGAAACAUCUUACAUGCUUUAACGUUAACCAAGCACAACGGUUUUCCGGUGAUUGACGAGCCGCCGUUCUCAGAAACUCCAGAACUAUGUGGGCUUGUUCUUAGAUCACAUCUGCUGGUUCUGUUAAACGGGAAGAAGUUUUCCAAACAGCAGGUGUUGAUGGGGUCGCAGAUUUUGAAAAGGUUUCAUGUGUUUGAUUAUGCAAAGCCGGGUUUAGGGAAGGGACUCAAAGUUGAGGACUUGGAUAUUGCAGAGGAGGAGUUGGAGAUGUAUGUUGAUCUUCAUCCCAUCACGAAUACGUCUCCGUAUACCGUGGUAGAAACAAUGUCUUUGGCCAAAGCCGCAAUUCUCUUCAGGGAACUCGGUCUGCGACACUUGUGUGUUGUCCCAAAGCGACUUGGGAGACCACCAAUAGUUGGAAUCUUGACUCGUCAUGAUUUCAUGCCGGAGCAUAUAUUGGGACUCUACCCUCACAUGGAUCCGCACUAAUCGGCAAUCGCUCCCCGGAUAAGAGAGUCUCUGCAUUAGCAAAAAACCAGUUGUCAUUCUUAAGCAUGAUUCUUCUUAAACUUCAGCAAUAUGAUCAACUGAAUUAUGUAUCAUUUUUCGGGUAUUUAUUUAUUUAUUAAUAAAACUGUGUUUGUGUAACCACAUUGUGUUACAUCUAACAUAAAAUAAUGUCUGUAAAUAGAAUCUAGUCAAUCCUGAGCACUUUAUUCGGACGAUAUGUAAUGUAAAAAGAAGGUAUGCUACUCCAUAACUCAAUGAGAAAUCCAAAGAGGGUGAACAUACAUGCUAAUAAUUAUUUUCAACUCAUAUCUCAGAUAUAAUAAUAGUAAUAAUGAGGGUGAAUUUACUUAUUUACCCAUCAUCUGCCAGGGCAUAAUAAAUGGUGUCUCGAACCAAUAGGAUUUAUUAGAUGAUAAGAUGAAGACCAUAUCUCGUCGUCCAUAUGGAUAGGGAUCUGGGAAGUAGUUGAAGGUUCAACCUAUCUGGAGCUCCUUAAAUUUUCAAGGCUUUGGUCAAUAUCCACUUGGAAGGGAAUAGGGUUGCACAUGUGAAAAUAAAUAAAUAAAUUUAACGUGAAGUGACUACGUGAGGGUUGAGACUUUGGCUUUAGAAGAGAGGACCUCUGAGUUCAAACUUGAAGCUUGAGCUUUAGGAAAUGAAAAAUUCUAUUUGUAGACAUAAUAAUUGAGUAAAUUGCACUAAAUCCCCCUCCGUUAUAUAAAGAGUUAAUUAUCAAAAUAGGACUAAAAGUCAUUCAUUUUUCACAAAUAGGACCAAAAAAUAAACUAUGUUUGCAUAGAACUAAUUAUGUGUACCUUGGACAAUUAUACCCUUAUAGCUAUUAAAAUGUUUUAAUUCCUAAUAAUAAAAAAAAAAAUUCAUAAAAAAUACUAAAAAAUUAAGAAAAACAUUUCGAUAUUAAAAUUUCAAUUAAUUUUUUUUUUCAAAAAAUUAAAAAAAUUAAAAAAAAAUAAAAAAAAAUAAAAACUCAAAAAAAAAUCGCCGCCGCCUCUGCCGCUUCAGCACCACCACAUCCAGUCACCAGGGGGAAAAAAUGCCAAGUUCAUUACGAAUGCCAUAUUUAUGGCAGAAAAAAAUGAAAAUGUUGGCAUUCGAAAAGAGAAAUAUGCCACUUUUUGGCAUUUUCAGAAAUAAAUGGCAUUUUUCUGGAGAAAUGGCAUUUUUUUCAUCGGUGGGAAAGGCAUCCAUAUUUUUUUAAUUUUUUUUACGGAGUUUUACUAUUUUUUAUUAAUUUUUUUAAAAAUAAAAUUAUUUAAAAAAAAGUUUUUGAAUUUUUUAUUUUAUAAAAAUUUUAUAAAUUUUUUAAUUAU